CAUGCGUGCGCAUCCUGUUGGCUCACCGGCACGCACAAAAGCAUCCGUUCCACGCGUUUGGGACCACGCCGAAUCAUCUCCCGCGUCACCCUGCAGCCCAGCAUCCACACCAGGGCAACCAAAACGCCGCAUCCCCCCCCACAGCCAGGCUCAAGCCUUCCGAUAUAUAACUUUGAGAAAUGGCGUGGCGUGGCGUCCCCGUCCCCUGCGCUCUGAUGGAUGGCUUUGACUGAUUAAAUGAGAUGUCUCCGCAGCGGCCCGCUUGAAGGGCUGGCCGAAAUAUGAUGAAUUGGGGGAGCAAAGUGGAGAAUUUAGCGGCUAAAAAGGCAACGCGUCCCUCAGGAGUGGCUGGAGAACCAAAACGCCCGUCUGAGAAGUGGACAAGAACAAGACGUUAACAACUAUGGAGACGGGACAAUCGCCGGGCGUCACUUUGGAAGUGUUGAGGACGUCAGCUGGGACGCGCGGCGACGCAUCACUGGAUUGAGCCAGCUGUCCGUCCGUCGCUCCGUCUCCAGGAGCCGCUGCCGCCGCUGCAUCGUUUUUUUUUUUUUUUUUUUCUUUCCCCUCCCAACCCCUCCUUGGCUCCCCAUCUCCAAUUCUGCUGCUUGCGCCACUGUGGGAAUGCGGCGGAGGUGAAUCAGUCGCAAAGGUGUCGAUGAAUCCUGGCGCCGGGAGCGGAGCUAUUUACGGAGACGAGAAGCGGGCUGCGGGCGGUCGGACACCUACCGAGCCACAAUCCUCCCCCCCUCCCCCCUCCAGUCCACUUGGGGAACCCAUCCAGCUGUCACCCCGGAUCGGUUGGAUCAUCAUCUCACUCGGACUUCACGUCCACGGUGGAUUAGUAAGACAACAAGAUAAGAACGGGGCGGGCGGGCAAACUUGAACUCGGAUGGCCCAACUGAACGAGGGAACGCCAAUUUUUCUGAUGACUGCGCGUGGAUUUACAGCUCUGGUCUCCUCCACCUUGCGACGGAUCGAUAUCCAGUUUUCUUUUUUUUUAAACAAGGGAGUGAAGCAUCUCGGGAUUUACCGUCACUUCGUUUGAGCCCCCCCCCCACACCCAGCCACCCUCCUUUCUUUCCUUCCUUCCGUCCCUCCCUCCAUCCCUCCAUCUCACCUGUUUGUAACCUGUGCGCUUGUGUGUGUACUUCCUUGCGCUCCGCCAGAGGGAGUACGGCUUGUGUGUCUGCAUGCGAGUGCCGUGGCAGCGUUUAACGACUUCCAUGACUGUCACAUGUGCUCGAGUGGUGCGCGCAUGCAUGUGCCUGUAAAUAGAAAGGCUUGCCGUGUGUGUAAGAUGUGCCGCUUUGGUUCGCCACCAUCCCUUCCUCGGCUGCGCCACUUGAUCUUUUGGAAACCCGUUUGACCUCCAAAAGCUCCCCGAGAGACGGAAAGCAGGAUGAGCGAGCACUCGGGCGCCAGCACGCUGGCGGCUAUGACGUUGGAGGAGCCGGGGGCGGAGCAAGCGUCCCCCCGGGCCCCGGGCCCUUUCCGCUGCGGCCCCUGCGCCGUGUGGCCUCGCCAGCAGACCUGGCUGUGCGCCGUGCCCUUGGUGAUGGGCUUUGUGGGCCUGGGCCUCAGUCUCAUGCUGCUCAAAUGGAUUGUGGUGGGAUCCGUCCAAGACUACGUCCCCACCGACCUGGUGGAUCCCAAAGGGAGCAUGGGACAGGACCCCAUAUUCCUUUCCAAACCCAGCGCCAUGCCCAAGGGGCCGGACAUUUCGACCGCCACCACGCCUACCGCCGCCACGGUUUCCACGACAACGCCGCUAGCCGCCGACGGAACCGCGCCGGCGCCGAGAACUCGAUCCGGGCCGCCGGCCAACCAUACGGCCAACGGCGAGGGCAACCGGGCCCCGCACCUCCACAACCGCGUUGGCACCCGACUGGGCGGGACCACGCCGACCGUGUCCGCCACCCGCGCCCCCCGAAUGACGCCGGCGCCCGGCAGGAAGGAAGUGACCCCUCGCGGCACGGUCAGAAAAGGGAGCAGCGGCGGCGGCGGCGGGCGCAACGGGGCCGGCCACGCAAAGCCCGGACUGACCCCCUCCACAACCGGGGCCCCGGCGACCUCCAGCACCACCACCACCACCACUGUGAGGAUCACCACAAAGGCCCCGACGACGACGACGACGAGCGCCUCUCAGCCAGUCAAGCCCACGGCUCGUUGGACUCACGGGCGGCAAGGAAAGGCACCGGCCACUCGACCGCACCACCGCUUCCGGACACCGAUGGCACCGACACAGCCCAGCCUGCGCUCGGAGGUUUUCAAGCCUUGCGUGGAAGAUAAGGACUUGGCCUUUUGCCUCAACGACGGCGAGUGCUCCAUCAUCGAGACGGUGGCCGGGGUCCAUCGACACUGCAGAUGUAAGGAAGGCUACCACGGUCUCCGCUGUGACCAGUUCGUACCCAAAACGGACGCCAUCUUGUCCGACCCAACAGAUGAACUCGGAAUUGAGUUUAUGGAGAGCGGUGACACCUACCAGAGGCAAGUGUUGUCCAUCUUCAGCAUCGCCUCGGGGAUGUGUCUCCUCGGAGUGGCGUGCAUGGCUCUCUACCGGCGCAACAAGAGACACCGACAAAAACUCCAGGCUCAUUUCUCCGAAAGUCGCAGCUUGCGGGACUGCGGUAUCAACGCCUCUGGUCUGAUGUCUAAAUCUGCCUUCAGAACACAGUACACGCUCCACAAGGCAAGUUCAAGACUCUUUAGACCUCUAUGUUUCGAUGCCUGCGGCACCCACGACGGCGCUGCCGACCCGGGAGCGUCCACGGCCUCGCCGCGAGUUCUCGUCAGGGCGCGGUGCAAAGGAAAACGCUUCAGGAGCAGUUCCCUCUCGCUCAGCCCGGCGCUACGACGCAAGGAGACCAAUCAUUUCAGGACGCCGCCCAUUUCCAGAGGAAAGCUGAAGCUGCGGUCCAAUCUGGCGGACGCCUCGCGAACGUCUUCUCACAUCUACAAGCACCUGCGGGAGGAGCGCCCCGGACACUCUGAGUCCUUCAGGAGGUGUGAUGCCAGCAGGGGAAAGGUCGGCGCCCUGCUCGGCGGGACAUCUCACUUUGCCGGGAGAAGGGGAUGGACCGAGGUGCCUUGCACUCGUCUGGAUAAAGGAAGCUGCUUCCCUCCGUCCUCGCCGCGCGGCCGUUCCGUUCCCAUCAUCCCCUCGCUGCAGGCGAGCGACCUUGAGGGAAAGCGUUUGGAUUCGCAGAACCCAGGGGGGUGUCUGGUCCUCUCCGCCGGCCCUUCCUCUCCGAGCGCCGUGCCCAUUAGUGUUCGCCCCCAGACGCCCUCCGUUGUUACGACCGCACGACUCGAUCCCCGGAACCUUUCUAGUCCUCCCGCGAAGACUUUGGCGACUCGCGUGGACCGCAGGGGUGCCGUUGAAGUCGAGACUGGACAAAGUAGCCGCUCUUCUGCCAGAGAUCAAACAGGCACUGGAAUCCGUGGUUUCAAGAUGGCGGGCCAAGGUUACGCCGCCAUGGAGAACUCAAACGGUCCCUCGGCCAUCUGCAGAGGAAUGGGAAAUUUGAGUUGAUUGGAUUAACUUUGCAAAGUUUCAGAAGUCGGGGCCGAUACCUUCGGGACCAUCUGUGCGGCCGCCGAUAUCGGAGGCCCUUCGAUGAACUGCAAAGGACGAAGGACCCCCAAAAAAAAAAAAGAAUAUCGACCCAAACAAGCACACAUUGUGGAUAAACUCAUAACAGGACAACAAACUGCGAGUGGGAGCUCAAGUGGAAAAGAAAAGAAAACUAUUUAAAGGGAGGUUCUACCUAGAAACCAAAAUAGUGUGUCUCUAUGUUGUUUCUCUAUUGUAAAGAAAUGAAAUGAAACAGUAUAUGUCAUCUAAUAUAUGUCACAUGGACGUAUAUAUAUUUGACAUACAAUUGUGACAAAAUAAAGACCAAGAUAA
Molecule: messenger RNA, 3910 nt
Organism: Syngnathus typhle (broad-nosed pipefish)
Lineage: Eukaryota; Metazoa; Chordata; Actinopteri; Syngnathiformes; Syngnathidae
Gene: nrg3b
Product: neuregulin 3b
Exons: 13
Coding region: 1403-3535 (710 amino acids)
Biological process (GO): animal organ development; intracellular signal transduction; nervous system development
Molecular function (GO): chemorepellent activity
Source: RefSeq, a predicted model, not a curated record